Molecule: messenger RNA, 1167 nt
Organism: Knipowitschia caucasica
Lineage: Eukaryota; Metazoa; Chordata; Actinopteri; Gobiiformes; Gobiidae
Source: the annotation of a GenBank genome assembly
AUGGCGGAUCCGAGCAGCACAGCCGUGGCGGGGGCCUCAGGCUCCAGCAGCAGCACUGAGGCAGGCUCCGUUGCGCAGGAUGGAGCCCCGAACAGGGGGGCCAAGCCCGUGUGCGAGUCUGUGAAGGGACAGAUCUUUGAUGUGGGUCCCCGCUAUACUAACCUGUCCUAUAUCGGGGAAGGGGCUUAUGGGAUGGUGUGCUCUGCUAUGGAUAAUGUGACAAACCAGCGUGUGGCUAUCAAAAAGAUCAGCCCCUUUGAGCACCAGACAUACUGCCAGCGCACCCUGAGAGAAAUCAAGAUUCUACUUCGUUUCUACCAUGAGAACAUCAUCGGCAUCAAUGACAUCCUCAGGGCACGGCAGAUUGACAGCAUGAGAGAUGUUUACAUUGUGCAGACUUUGAUGGAAACCGACCUGUACAAGCUGCUGAAGAGCCAGAGACUGAGCAACGACCAUGUCUGCUACUUCCUGUACCAGAUCCUGCGAGGGCUCAAGUACAUCCACUCUGCCAACGUGCUGCACCGUGAUCUCAAGCCCUCCAACCUGCUCAUCAACACCACUUGUGACCUCAAGAUUUGUGACUUCGGCUUGGCCAGAAUAGCAGAUCCAGAACAUGACCACACGGGUUUCCUGACAGAGUACGUGGCUACACGUUGGUACAGAGCUCCAGAGAUUAUGCUCAACUCCAAGGGCUACUCCAAAUCAAUUGACAUUUGGUCUGUUGGCUGCAUCCUGGCUGAGAUGUUAUCCAACAAGCCCAUCUUUCCUGGGAAACACUACUUGGAUCAGCUCAAUCAUAUAUUGGGUGUUCUUGGGUCUCCUUCACAAGAAGAUUUGAACUGCAUCAUCAACAUGAAGGCUAGGAGCUAUCUGCAGUCACUUCCUGAAAAACCCAAGAUCCCCUGGGAGAAGCUCUUUUACAAAGCAGACUCCAAAGCUUUGGACCUUCUGGGACGCAUGCUGACUUUUAACCCCAACAAGCGCAUCACUGUUGAGGAGGCUCUGGCACAUCCUUACCUGGAGCAGUACUAUGACCCCACAGAUGAGCCGGUGGCCGAGGAGCCCUUCACCUUCACCAUGGAAUUAGAUGACCUUCCCAAGGAGCGGCUGAAGGAACUGAUCUAUGAAGAAACUGCUCGUUUCCAGGAGACCUACCAAGGUUCCUGA